AUGAAGGAGACACCAUACACUUACCGACAAACACUGAAAACACCCGCACCGAUCUCAUGUCUGGCCGAAGGAUCAUCGGGUCAUUUCUUUGCAGGCUCAGAUGACGGAUCCGUUCGCGUAUAUAAUCAAGAGACUUUGAAAGUUGUGAAGGCUAUCAGAGGGUUGGGAGAAGUAUCGUCUGUGGUAUGCAUGGCAUAUUACAGUGCAAGUGGCCUCGGGGAUAUCUGGGUCGCAUCCAAUCGUCAUGCUCUACGUUUUACUGUGGACACGGAAAAGAUGAUUCUUGCGAAGGCUGACGCGACCUUGACGUUGGAACUUGGUGCCGAAAAUGACGACGUGCUGAACGAGCUCUCGCUCAACCAAAAAAACAGUCAACUGGCAUUUUGUCUGGACUCUGGUGCAGUCGGCGUCGUUGAUCUUUCUACGAAACAAGUAACACGCAUGAAAACAAGUCAUGACAAUAUCUGUGGGACAGUGAAGUUCAUUCCCGAUCGUCCGAGUGAACUUGUUAGCGGUGGAUACGACUCUAGGCUGCUGCAUCACGACUUUCACCAAAAGACCAUAUUGUCGCGAUUCGAUUUAGGGACGUCUCCUCUGUCCGAGUCUUCAGGUGUCUCAAUGUCCCCGCCAUUCAUAUUGUCGUCUGCCAUGUCACCAUCUGGCAUCUUGGCUGCGGGAACCGCCGACGGACGGGUAUGGAUUGGCACCGGCGGAGAGAAAAUGAUAGGAGUCUCAUCUGGUGCAUCUGUCAAAAAGAAACGGCGGAAGUGGGAAGGAUUGAAGCAAGAUGGAGCCUUCACGGCGGAUGUCGGGCAUGGCCCUAUCACUGCUCUGACAUUUUUCGGGCCUCGCACACUUUUCACAUCCACAUUGAUGGGAAAAGUCACCCUCCACGAAAUUGGCGGCCCAACUGCCGAUGGAAAGUUGGACAUAUCUCCAAAGUGGACGAAGGCAACGACCGAUGUGAACAAGGUUAAUGCGAUCAUUGCUACGAAGGACUUGAUCAUCAUUGGGGGAUUGAGUGAGACGGGAGGAGGCAUAACAGAGGUUUGGGAGAAGUCGGGUGAUGUAUGA
Messenger RNA from Suillus fuscotomentosus, 1074 nucleotides. Its product is annotated as WD40-repeat-containing domain protein. The record is from RefSeq and is a predicted model, not a curated record. Gene Ontology annotation, molecular function: protein binding. The coding region runs from base 1 to 1074 and encodes 357 amino acids. The transcript is spliced from 7 exons. NCBI's taxonomy places the organism in Eukaryota, Fungi, Basidiomycota, Agaricomycetes, Boletales, Suillaceae.